AUGAGCUCGAUCCCUUCUCAGUCGGGCGUUCAACAAGGACAGAGCACCGCUUCCACCUCUCCCAAGCCCGCCGCAACCCCCCUGGCUGCGACUGCCCCGGCGCCAGCUAAGUCCUACGCCAACGCUACAAAGAAGUCUGCGACGGACUCGUCCGCCGCUCCCGUCACUGUGGGUGGCUCUGCGCAACAUGGGAAGUCGACUUCCGUAUCUCCUGUGAACGGCAAACCCAUGCAAACCCAACCCGCUCAGCAGGCUGCCUCGGGUGUGACCAUCGUCAAUGGCGCCCCAACGGCUCCUGCUUCUCAAGGUGAUCACUCCCGAAAGCCUUCGGUGACCAUCACCUCUGCCGGCACCUCCGGAUACAUGCCCAACGGCGGCCCUGCUAGCCGUCCCAACAGCCUUCAGUUCGGUUUCGCCAACCAGCAGAGCUCUCCAAACAUGGGCAAUCCUGCCGUUCUCGCUUCCAACCAGUCGCAGUCUGGCCUGGGUGCCCCGUCGACAAACCCGCGUGUGACCUCACCGCAGACCUCCCCGUCUCCCAUCCCACAGCCCGCCUCCAGUGGUGGUCGUCCCCCAUCCACUUACCAGGCACAAGGGAACGUCCCCAACUUUGGAAGCUUCGGUGAGACUGGUGAUAACAACGCUCCUCUCGGUCCCGGUCCCCAACAUUUGCGUCGCGAAUCCUCUCAGUCCACCCACAGUGAUAUGAGCAACCACAUGGGUGGUGGUCCUGGACGCGGUGGCUACCCUCAGGGUGGCCGCGGUCGUGGAUACUCUCAGUCCGGAUACCAGGGACAGAUGCCCUACUCGCCCGGCCCCAGCUACCGCCAACCUCACAACGCACCCCGCGGUGGUCCCAACAUGGGCCCUCAGUUCCAUGGCCCCAACCAAGGUCGUCCCCUCGCAGCCCCCUUCCCGAACUCGCCGCACCAAGCCAGCCGCAGCCCGGCGCUGGCUAACGCCCACCCCACCACUCCCCAGAUGAACCAGGUUCCAAUGGCCCACCCACAGAUGCCGCCCCAGCCCUACGGCUAUGGACAGCACAUGGGCCCCCCAAACUGGCUACCCUCCUUACGACCCCAAUUAUGGUUACUAUAA
This is a messenger RNA of Penicillium pulvis, 1098 nucleotides long. RefSeq names its product MIF4-like type 1/2/3. The transcript has 3 exons. The coding region runs from base 1 to 1098 and encodes 365 amino acids. The record is from RefSeq and is a predicted model, not a curated record. Lineage: Eukaryota; Fungi; Ascomycota; Eurotiomycetes; Eurotiales; Aspergillaceae.